This is a messenger RNA of Salvelinus fontinalis (brook trout), 1270 nucleotides long. Its product is annotated as keratocan-like. The transcript has 2 exons. Bases 6 to 1043 code for a protein of 345 amino acids. Gene Ontology annotation, molecular function: protein binding. The record is from RefSeq and is a predicted model, not a curated record. Lineage: Eukaryota; Metazoa; Chordata; Actinopteri; Salmoniformes; Salmonidae.
UUAAGAUGGCGCUUCUCCUGGCCCUUUCCUCCGUCCUGCUUCUGGUCGGUCCCGCUCUGGCCCAGAGCCCGGACAUGUCCUACGAAGACUAUAUGGCCCAGUUACAGGCCUGUCCCAAAGAGUGCCGCUGUCCGCCCAGCUUCCCCAACGCCGUCUACUGCGACAACAAGGCUCUGAAGCGCAUCCCCACCAUCCCCCCACACACCUGGUAUCUGUACCUGCAGAACAACCUCAUCGACGUACUGUCAACAGAUGCUCUCCGCAACGCCACGCAGCUGCGCUGGAUCAACCUCAACCGCAACCGCAUCACCAGCGAGGGCAUGGAGGAGGGUGCCCUGGCCGCCAUGCUCCGCCUGGUCCACCUCUACAUGGAUGACAACCUGCUGAGCUCCGUCCCGGCCAACCUGCCCUCCAGCCUGGAGCAGCUGCGCCUCACCCGCAACCGCAUCUCCAAGAUCCCCGCCGGGGUGUUCUCAGGUCUGGAUCGGCUGACACUGCUGGAACUGCAGGGGAACAAGCUCCAGGAUGACGCAGUGACCGAGGUGAGCCUCAAGGGCCUGAGCAACCUGGUCCAGAUCAACCUGGCCAAGAACCAGCUUACCACCAUGCCCCUGGGCCUCCCCAUCACCAUCACCCAGCUCUUCCUGGACAACAACGCCAUUGAGAAGAUCCCCGCUGACUACUUCAAGGGUCUACCCAAGGUGGCCUUCCUCAGGCUCAACCGCAACAAGCUGGGAAACGGCGGACUGCCCAAGAACGUGUUCAACAUGUCCAGCAUCCUGGACCUGCAGUUGUCCCAUAACCAGCUAACUCAGGUUCCUAUGAUCCCAUCAGGCCUGGAACACCUCCACCUGGACCACAACCAGAUUAAGAGUGUGAAUGGAUCUGAUAUCUGCCCUGUGUCGGCUGAUGCUCUGGAGGGCUAUGUCACUGAGACCGCUCCUAAACUCCGCUACCUCCGUCUCGAUGGCAAUGAGAUCAAGCCACCGAUACCCAGAGACCUUAUGGUGUGCUUCCGUCUCCUCACGUCCAUCGUCAUAUAAGAAAUACACUUCCACCAGCCAAUCGCAUUUAGCUAUAGUCUCCCGGAUCCAAGGGCAGAUGAUUACUAACGAAUGGAAGUGACUAUAUGGAUUUUUGAUCUGUGGACUACUCAUUUGCAUACUUAUGUUGAGAACCACAUAUUAGACGCCAGGGUUGGGGUCAAACCAAACUCGGUCAAUUUAACCUGUCUAGGAUCAGCGUGGCGCUAGCGGCACACCCCCCCCCC